Drosophila arizonae is the source of this 575-nucleotide messenger RNA. RefSeq lists its product as uncharacterized. The record is from RefSeq and is a predicted model, not a curated record. Lineage: Eukaryota; Metazoa; Arthropoda; Insecta; Diptera; Drosophilidae.
AGUCAGUAUAUUCCCAACAUGCGAGCUCUUCACAUCUGUUUGCUGUUGUUAUUAAUCUUGGGCAUUGGAUUGGCGGCUGGGGCUCCAUCGAUUGGCCUUCGUGAGCGCCGUCAAAUCGACUUAACGCUAUCCGCAGAGCACGACGACAAGGAGGACGAAACGGAGCUGGCAUUGGAGGCGAUAGCCGGCCUGUGGAGCAGUGCGGACAGCCGCACCAAGAUCGAAGGCUCCGCUCGAGUGGUGCAUCGCGUCAAUAGCCUGCAAACGGGUUCCGAGCAGGAUUGGCGUCUUGGAGUGCGUGUUGUGUUCAGCURAUGGAGKARGGAGGAAGGAUGACAAAUGUGCAAAGGCUUUGCUACCAAAUGACUAAUGGCUAAUGGAUGAUUCCCAAUGGCAUAUCUACAGAUUGCGUGCUGGCUCUACACAUUUUUCAUUCUUGCUUUAAUUGAUAACACUUUGACCUUUUGCUACGAUUGCGUUUGUAUUCGAGUUCGUCAACUAAAUUGUAAUUGCAAAAAGCCUCUUGGACUUGUUUGCUUUAUUGUUUACAAAUUUUCUGCUUAAGAUUAACAACA